This is a messenger RNA of Dufourea novaeangliae, 6814 nucleotides long. RefSeq names its product centromere-associated protein E-like. Gene Ontology annotation, molecular function: ATP binding; microtubule binding; plus-end-directed microtubule motor activity. Lineage: Eukaryota; Metazoa; Arthropoda; Insecta; Hymenoptera; Halictidae. Gene Ontology annotation, biological process: microtubule-based movement; mitotic cell cycle. The record is from RefSeq and is a predicted model, not a curated record. Gene Ontology annotation, cellular component: microtubule.
UAUAACAAUUUAAGAACGGAGUAGCCUAUUAUUACAAUUUUCAUGCUUCGUUUAAAACACCAGUGAAGAAAACAUGUCUGAGAGCGUCAAGGUGGGAAUUAAAGUGAGACCCUUGAUCGAAUGUGAAAAAAACAAGAAUUUGCCGAUACAAUGGAUCGUACAAGGAAAUUCCAUUGUUUCUUUAGAUCCAGAGACGAUAAAAAGGGGGGAUAGUGAAUUUCAUUUCGAUUAUAUUUUUGAUUUGGAUGCAACCAGUUCUAAUGUAUUCGAUAGUAUUGUAAAACCUAUUGUUAUUGCCACAGUAAAUGGUUUUAAUGGAACAGUAUUUUCUUAUGGACAGUGUAGUUCUGGUAAGACACAUACUAUGAUAGGGAAUUCAGGUGAACUUGGGAUAAUACCACUAAGUAUAAUGUACAUGUUUAAGACUAUCUCUAAUACUAUUGAACGAGAAUUUUUGUUAAGGGUAUCUUACUUAGAAGUACAGAAUGAAACAAUAAAUGACCUGUUGAAUAAGGAUGGAAUUGAAUUAAAAUUUCAUAAAGAUAAUGAGCAUGCAACUGUUGAUUGUAAAGAAGAAAUUGCAAACACUUCGGAUAAAAUGUUAUCUAUAAUGAAGAAAGGAAUUAAAAUUAGAAAAACAAGAGAAACUGAUAGGAAUGACAGUAUUAGUGGUCAUAGUAUAUUUCGAAUUACAAUUGAAAGUCGUGAAAUUAGUGGAGAAUCAAAAAGUAUUGUGCAAGUAUCACAGUUAAAUUUAGUAGAUCUUGCUGGUUUUGAAAGUGCACGUGAAAUUGCUGGUAUUCAAGAACCGCAACAGACUGAUAAGUCUCUUUCUAUGUUUGAAUCCAUAAUUGUACAGCUAAGUCAGUCACAAAAUGAGCAACGAGACAUUAAUGUUCGCCACAGUAAAUUAACUGAGCUCUUACAGUCGUCAUUAGGUGGUAAUUCUUUAACAGCCAUAAUAUGCACAAUAAUACCUGUUGCUUCAAAAGAAACUUACUUUACUCUAUCGUUUGCACGUCAAGCUAAAAACGUUAAAAACAAGCCAAGAAAGAACAAAGUUUCAUCUGAUGCACCAUUCCUAAUACGUUAUUCAGAACAGUUAACUAAGCUUCAAACAGAGCUACAGAGAAUAAAAAAUGGAAAGUCACCCAUAGAAGUAGGAAGUAUAGAACCUAAAUGGCAAGAGAACUAUCAAAUUAAUCACUUACUAGAAGAACGUGUCAGGUUGCUAAAGACUCAAAUUAUUUCUGGAUGUAAUGCUAAUUAUGCAGAACCGGUUAAAUGUAAAUCUCGACGAAGACAAAGUUGGUGUAAUCCUGGAACAUUCAAAUCACAUUUGCCCGUGUUCCAAACUAAAACUGGUUUACCAACGAUAAAAGAAAUGUCACCUGAAAAACCACAGAGAAAAAGCAACAUGCAAUCGAUUGCUGUCACAAAUCAGACAUUUCAGACAGGUUUUACUGACUUUGAAUUAGACUUAAUUGAAUGUAAUGAAGGUUCUGAAGUUAAAGAAAAUGGUAUAAGUCUUGGUGAGAUGGAAUUUACAAAUAAUGUACUUACAGAAGAAACUGAAGGUAAUAACUCCUGUAUGACACCAGAAAAACAAGAUUCGUCGGUACAAACUUCAAGCAAUCAAGGCUCUCCUAGCACACCAAAAAAUGUUUUAAGGAAAUAUAUUUGUGAUUUGACCCAAGAUCUUAUUGAACUUCGUGAGUUUACAACUUUAGAGAAACAAUUAAUGUGUGGAGAAGGUCAUUGCAACUCACCUAAUCUAGACGAGCACACUGCAGAAGAGUCUGCUUCAUCCAGCUUUAAACAAAACGAACUUUUUGAGUAUUCCUCAAAUGUGGCAAUACAGUUGGAAGAAGAAAAAGUAAAGUUAGCAGAGGAACUUGAAUUAAAAAUUCAAGAACUAGAUGAAAUAAAAAACGACAUUCAAGGAUUUAAGUUAGAUGUAGAAAAGUUGCAGAAUACUAUUUUUUUGUUAACAAAUGAAAACAUGGAAAUGUCAACGAAACUGACCGCCGAGAAGGAACGUUCGAAACAGAUUGAAUUCAAUCUUCAGCGAACAAUUGACGAACUUUACGCUCGCAUUUCAAAAGUUACGGACGAAAAAAUUUCUUUGGAAAGUGACGUAAUGGUUCUGAAUGAUCAGCUACAGUCUCUUCGAUUAAAGACAUUAGAAGUGUAUAGUGACGAGCAGAUGCUUGUAAAAUAUCAGAAUAAAAUUGAUGCAUUGAAAACAGAGAACAUUGAAUCGACUGCUAUCAUCGCAGAAAAAAAUAAGGAACUUGAAAGCAUUAAAGAAAGUAAGUCGCUGUUAUACGACCAUGAAUGUAUCUACAAAGAUAAGACUGCGCUUCUUACGGAAGAAAAGGCCAGCUUGGUAUUGGAAAAUAACGAACUUUCGACCGAUUUAAUAGACAAGAUUGAGGAGAAUGACAUGUUAAGAGAAGAAUGCGACAUUCUGAAGAAUAAAAUAUCAAUAACGGAACAACAUGUGAAUGCUGACGAAAACGAUGUGGAACAAUUGAGAUCGGAGAAUAAACUUCUGAAAGCUGAGAUAAUGGAAUUGAAGAUUAAAGUAACAAUGUUGUCGGACGAAAAUGUCAGGUUUUCCAAUAAUUUGUUAGAGACUAUGGAAGAUCUUGAUCAUUCACGCAAUGAAAAGUUGGCUAACAAUUCAUUGCAUUCAUCUAGCGUAUUUGACAAUACUAUUAAAAAAAAUAAGUCUGCGAAAGAAAUAUUGCUAGAAAACAACAAUGAAACCUUAGCGGACAAAGUUACAAUGUUACAGGACAAAGUUGAUCACUUAACGCGUUUAAACAAAAAGUUGAGCGAGUUAAAGUUAUCCUCCUGCAGUCAAUGCGUUCAUUUGAAGAGUUUGAACGAUAGUCGUCGCGUACUCAAGCUCGAAGCAAAAGCUCUGAACUGUAAACUGUAUGAGUUGCAGAAGAAAUUCGAUCAGAAAUGCGCCGAUACCGAAGCAUUGAAACAGAAAGCCAAUCAAGAACUAAAUUUAAGCUUUGUCGAUGCAUCUUUGAAUGCUAGUUUCGCGGAUGGACUAAACGUGAGCUUUGUCGAGGAGAAGGUUCAGCACUUGCAUAACGAAUUGCAAAUACUAAAAGACGACCGCGAAAAACUGUCGGUGAUGUACAGAGAAAAAUGUGACGAGCUUGAAAAGCUCCACGAUGAAGUAGGCGAAUCAACGAAUGUAGACUCUAAGUCAAAGAAACAUGUAGUUAAACACGAGAGCAGGAUUCAACAGAUCCAACAGAGUAUUGACCAAGUGAGGGAUGAUAUCGACGAAUUGAAGAAAAAUAGUACAAACUUUACUUCUGUGUUUAAUAAAUUUAGAACAGAAAAAGCAAGUUUAUUGGAUGAGAUAAAUGCAUUAAGACAUAUGAAUGAGAAGCUGCAACAAAAAGUGUCGGACACUGAGAUAUCGGCAGCCACAGCUACAGAGAAGGCACAUAUUCUAGAAACUGAAUUAUUAAGUAUGAGCAAAGAGAUUGAAGAGUACACUCUGAAAGAGAAAGUAAUAAGGGGCGAAAAAUUAACGUUAGAAGUAGAACUGGAAGACCUAAAAGCUGAAAAAGAAAAUAAGGAUAUAUGCAUUACCGCACUACACAAAACCAUAGAUGAUUUAAAUGAAUGUAUUUCUUCUCUGAAGAAUGAAUUAGAUUUAAUGACAAGUCAGAGAAACGAGUUAACUGUUUCCACAGAAACCACUGAACGUAAAUACACAGAUGAACUAGAACUGUUGAAGAAACAAUUUCAGGAAUUGGAGAAAGAAAAGAAACAGUGCAUAGACACAGAGAAACGUGCAACCUUAUGGGCCAAGGAGUUGGAAGCGGAUGUAAACAAGCUACAAACGGAUUUAGCAAGGCAAGAAUGUCUCUAUAAAGAGCUGCAAGGCAAAGUUUCUCAACUGGAAGGCCUCUUAGAAGAGAGUGAAAACGAUAAGGAAAUCCUGAAGCAACAAUUGCAAACACUCGAAGUUCAGUUAACUGAUUCUAAGGAUAAUUUAGCAGUUAAAUAUAAAACAGAGUUUGAGUCUAUAACAAGAAAAUUUGAAGAAUAUACGAAAGAAUCGGAGAUCAAAUUAAAGAAAAUUAACGAAACAUUAAACAAGUAUGUCGACGAAAAUGAUAAUUUAACACAAGAGCUUGCAAAACUCCGGGACAUUGAAUUGAAAUUCCAAGAUAUGAAAGAAAAGAACGAACAUGUAUUUAUCGAGGAGAAAACUUUAGCCAAUGAAAAUGAGAAAUUAAAGGAGGAAUUAAAUACUGUUCGAGAAUGUAUGAUGAAAGAAUUGAAGUCGUUCAAGAGUAAAGUAAAUUCAGUGGAUUACUUAAGUAAGACUGCAAAUGAAAUUUUCAUAAUCUUUUUGCAAACCCUUAUGUCUAAAGAAGAAGAAGUAAUUAAAACCAUGAGGGAAUUAUUUGAAAAGGACAAACAAAAACUGGUAGAUGAAAAAAGGCAGAGUGCUGACGCAAAGAAACGUGUGACAUCGUGGGCCAAGGAAUUGGAAAUGGAAACUGAAAAAUUACAAAUGGAUUUGACGAAACGAGAGACCAUGUAUAAACAACAACAAGAUAAGAUUUAUCAUCUGGAGUAUGUUUUGAGGGAUGCAAACUACGAGAAGGAGACACUUAAAGAAAAGGUAGAAACACUUGAAGUUGACUUUAACAAUUUGCAAGCAGAGUUUGACAAGCAAAGUAAAGUGGACAUUCGGCAGGAAGAAGCGAUCUCCGUUGCCCAGAAAAGAGAAAAGGCAGUACAAGAGGACUUUAAAAAGAGAGAAAUCGAACUUCAAUUUAAAGUAAGAUCUGAGAAAGAGAUUUAUGAGAAGAGAAUAGACGAACUUGUAUACGCUAUAGAAUCCUACAAGACAAAAAAUAUGGAAUUAAAGGGUAAUAUUGAAGGACUCGAAGUUAAUGAAAAACAGUUGAAGAAUAUUAUAGAAGCAAAUGCAUCUGAAUUGAAGGCAAAUAGUCAGACUAUACAUAAACUGAACAUUGAAUUGGAACAACUUACAGAAGCCUAUAACGAAGUGAAUCAUGAAGUAGAGCAAAAGACAUCACACAUCGAAGAAAUCAAAGCGCUCUUGAAAAGUAAAUGUGAUAAGAUAUCCGAAUAUAAAGCCAAGCUUGAUACUGUUGUACCGGAUUACGAAAUACUAAAGGACCAGGUGAAAGAGAGAAAAGCAAAUAUAGAACGGUACAAGGAAGAAAUAGGAGAACUAAAGAUGGAGAAAGAAAAACAAAUAGCAAUGAUUAAGGAUAAUUUAAAUUCAGAGGAAAUAAAAAAUGUUGGUUUAAACAAGCAAUUACACGAACUGAAUAAUAAAAACAUAGCUUUAGCGGAGGAACUAGAUACCCUGAAAGAAAAAUAUGAAGAGUUGCAACAUGCAAAUGCAAAACUGGAGAGGAAGAUUAGGAACAGUACAAGUAAGGUGAAAGCAGAAGCAGACAUGGAAGAUUUGAGAGAUGUAAACAAAAGAUUACAAAAUAAUUUGGAGGGAGCAAGUAAUCGUAUAACUGAACUUCAGGAUAGUAAGAAUAAAAUUUUAAAAGAGUUAGUGAACUUGAAGGGUCAAUACGAAUUAUUGUCACAAGAAAACAUGGAAAUUAAGAAAACAUUGGCAUCAUACAAAUCUAGACAGAGUAUACCAAAUUCUUCUCAGGAUGAUGGCAGAUACGACGCGCUUCUUCAAGAAAAAAAUAAAAUUGCAUUAGAAUUAGAAGACAAAAAGUUAUUAUUAAAGCAAAAAGAGAAAGAAGUUAGAGAACAUGUGAGUCGUGUACAAGAUUUAACUGUGAAAAAUAAAGAAUUUGAUGAAUAUUUGCGAGACCAUGCUACAGUUAUACGUGAACGUGAGGCGGAGAUUUCACAAUUGAAGGAUAAAUUAUACGUUCAUCAAAUAGAAAAUAAAUUGGUUCACGAGUUGGAGGAAAAAUUAAACAUCCUUCGAGAGGAAAAUAAGAAACUUCAGGAAGAACUUGAAAUGCUUAAAACGAGACCGCAAGUGGACAUGAAGCAAAUAGACGAUAUAAAGUUGCAUAAUGAGAAAGUUUUCCACUCGUUGAGAAAAGAGAUUUCGGAAUUACAAGCGAAACUGAAUGAAUACGAGAAUAAGUUGGAACUGAAGAGUAACAGUAGUUGUUCAAGAUCAACUAGCCCAGCCUUCGAUAUUACUAGAAGAAGACAUAGCAGAAAUAAGAUUUUUAAUGAAAAGAGACAAAUAGAAAAUCUAACAUGUGAAAUAGAUGUCGAUGAAAGUGACGAAAUCUGUCAAAUGUUGCGAAAGAAGAUUCAAGAAUUAGAAUUGCAGAUAGUUUCAAAAAAUGGACAAAUAGCAACAUUAGAGAUUCAAAUUCAAAGUGAAAACUUUCCUUACCAACAAAAGUGUAAAGAAUUGGAAGAACAUUUGUUAUUCUUUUAUUUUUGACAGAAUGCAGAACUUCGUUCUGAAGUAAAAAAACUUCAAAAAGCUAUGUAUGAUAUUAACGCAUGGGAAUGUGAUACAUGCAGAAAAUGGAGGACAAACAGAAGAGAUCAAUACUGUCAAACGUCACCAAAUAAUGCAUCACAAUUAUUUACAUUAAAUAAUGAAGGUCAUUUAAAGAUAAUAAAACUGGAAAAAGAGAAGGCAUUGAUGAAGGACGUGUGCCGGUUGCGAUGUCGACGAAUAAAAGAACUUGAAGAUAAAGUACAGGAACUUUCAAAAGGAAAAUGUAACGACCAGUAUACUCGUUCUGGAUUAUUCGAUAAACAGUUUCAUUCGGAGAACAAUAUGAAACCGUGA